UUUCUUUUUCAAUACGGUUCUAUUAUUUUUUGGUUCAAAAGAUUACUUAGGUACAUGGAGCCAAAGAAUCUAAGCGACAUCUCAGAAUUUUUCCUCAUGGGCCUUUCUGAGGAUCAAGAGCUGCAGCCCCUUGUCUUUGGGCUGUUCCUGUCCAUGUACCUGAUCACGGUGGCUGGGAACCUACUCAUCAUCCUGGCUGUCAGCUCUGACACACGCCUGCACACCCCCAUGUACUUCUUCCUCUCCAACUUGUCCUUGGCUGACAUUGGUUUCAUCUCUACCACAGUCCCCAAGAUGGUGGUGAACAUCCAGACACAGAGCAAAGCCAUCACUUAUGUGGGCUGCCUGCUGCAGGUGUCAUUUUUUUCACUCUUUGGAUGUCUGGAUACUCUGUUGUUUACUGUGAUGGCCUUUGACCGGCUUGUGGCUAUCUGUCACCCUUUGUACUACACUAUCAUCAUGAACCCUCGCCUCUGUGGUUUGGCAGUUUUGGUGUCCUUUUCCUUGAGCCUUUUGGAGUCCCAGCUGCACAUUUCAAUGGUGUCACAACUUACAUUCUGCACAAAUGUGGAAGUCCCUAGUUUCUUCUGUGACCCUCCUCAACUCCUUAACCUUGCCUGUUCUGACACCUCCACUAAUGUCAUACUAAUAUAUUGCAUCAGUGCUGUCUUUGGUGGUGUUCCAGUCUCAGUGAUCCUUUUCUCUUACUCUCGAAUUGUUUCCUCAAUUCUGAGAGUCUCGUUUUCAGGUCAGAAGUACAAAGCCUUUUCUACCUGUGGCUCUCACCUCUCAGUUGUUUGCUUAUUUUAUGGAACAGGCUUUGUAGCAUACCUCAGUUCAGCUCUCCCAUCUUCUGCCAGGAAGAGUGCAGUGCCCUCAGCGAUGUACACAGUGGUCACCCCAAUGCUGAAUCCCUUUAUCUACACCCUGAGGAACAGGGACAUCAAGCGAGCCUUGUCGAAGCUUAUUAGCAGAACAGUCUUAUCUGAAUAUUAG
This is a messenger RNA of Orycteropus afer afer, 996 nucleotides long. Its product is annotated as olfactory receptor 7E24-like. The record is from RefSeq and is a predicted model, not a curated record. Gene Ontology annotation, biological process: G protein-coupled receptor signaling pathway. Gene Ontology annotation, cellular component: membrane. Gene Ontology annotation, molecular function: G protein-coupled receptor activity; olfactory receptor activity. The transcript is spliced from 2 exons. Lineage: Eukaryota; Metazoa; Chordata; Mammalia; Tubulidentata; Orycteropodidae. Bases 55 to 996 code for a protein of 313 amino acids.